AUGACCUCACCAAAGAAACCUAUCCUUAUCAUAGGUGCUGGCAUUGCUGGACUGGCUUUCGCUCAAGGCUUAAGAAAGAAAGGCAUUCCUUUUCUUAUCCUCGAACGUGACGCGUCUGCUUCAAGCCGCUCACAGGGUUGGGCACUUACCAUACACUUUGCCCUUCCGUAUCUUUUAGAGUUUCUUCCAGAUGACAUCGCCAGUCGUUUACACACUGUCAAGGUCGAUCCAAUCGUUCAGCAAGAUCAGAGCCACUCUGUGUUUCUGAACCUAGAUGAUUGCUCUGUUAAAUGGCGCCUACCGCCAACUUAUGGAAACCGUAUGCGAGUCGUACGUGUACGACUUCGUAGUUUGCUCAUGGAAGGUUUGGAAGAGCAUAUUCUAUGGGGGAAAAAGUUGCAAUCUUUCGAAACGUCUUCCAAUCGUGUGCAGGCCUACUUCGAAGACGGGACCUGCUAUGAUGGGGAGCUUCUUGUUGGGAUCGAUGGAAGCCAUUCUCAUGUCCGGGCGUUGACAUAUGGGCCGGAACUAUCGCGCCCAACGCCUGUUCCCGCUUGUUUCCUAGGUACGGAGGCUCUAGCGACGGAGAAGCAAAUGGAGCCAUUGCUAGAGCUAGAAAAGACCGUCAUUCAAGGCUGCCACCCCAUAACCCCCGCCUGGAUGUGGUUCUCAGUUAUGGAGCGACCAGAAAUGAGAAAGUCCAUGGGAGAGGAACCUUUGUGGCGCGUACAAAUCUGCCUCUCUUGGUUGUCGUCAGUUGGGCUGUCGGAGAUCCCCAAGACCAACAGGGAGCGCGUCGAGCUGAUGAGAGAAAAGUCCAGUACUUUCCAUCCGAUUUUCAGGAACAUCUUCCAACGCAUCCUGUCUUUGGAUCACGAAGAUAUCAUCAAUGUACCCUUGGAAGUGUGGUGGUUGCCCCAGGGUGCGAAACCGCACCAUUGCAACAGUCGAGUUCUACUGGCCGGCGACGCCGCACACACUAUGCCAUUGUACCGCGGAGAAGGAUUCAACCAUGCGCUCAUGGACGUGCAUCACUUGCUGCUAUCAAUUGAAGAAUUGUAUACGGAGCCCAGCCGUCGGAAUGCGAUCAUUGUGGAUUAUGAGGAGGAUGUCCGGACCCGAGGCCUGCGGGCUGCUUGUCCUGCCCACAUUGUUCAUACCCGCGGGAGUAGCGGAAUCGAUAUGGACGUGAUUUGGAACCUCCCAAACGCUGUUCAUGCGAUUGCAUUACUUGUCGCAAUUGCCAUUAGCAGUCACGCCAGCGCCUCUAUCUUCAACUGGUUGCGCCGUUCCGAUCUUCGACAACUUCACACUGCGUUUCCCCAACGGUACGAAGACGAAGAUGGCGAGGCUUCUGUCGAGUCAACACAAGCCUUUGCAGAUCGUCUCCAGCGGAUUGCAUUCACCUGCAGUGUCUCCAUCGGCAGCACGACCGCAUUUGCUCGCUAUAUACUGAUACUCGAUUCUGGAAUCACAUUCGGCCAGACGGUUCAGGUUGGCAUAUGGUUGUGUCUCAUGCUACAAUCUUUAACGCUUCUUGUUGAACCAUCCGCCCCUUGUCGGUUCUCCAUCGCUCUGCAGGGCAGUGCCAAUUGUAUAAUCGUUCUAAUUACAUUGUUCUUUGACUCUAAAACCAGCAGCAAUGACUUGCUCAACCUGAACCAAAGAGACCGCCUACUUCUAGUCGUAGAAUUUGUAUCGGCUGGCCUGGCUUGCUUCAAUGGUGUUUUGUUACCGCGUCGGCCUGACGUUUUCUGGAAAGGCUCUCUGGUUGAUCGACAAUAUACGAUUUCUUGGUUCUUUCGAUCAUCGUUUUCCUGGGUUUGGUCUGCCCUGCAAGCAGUCUCUGGCGGUCGUACCUUCGGUGUCGAUGACUUGCCCGAACUGAGUCAUGAAUCACGUUCCUCGCACCUCUUUGAACGCUUCCAGCAUGACGGUGCUUCGAUGGAUCGUAAAUCUCCACUCUGGAAGACGUUGGCCUACUCGUAUCGCCAUGAGUUCCUAGUACAGUUGGUGCUUACUGCGAUCGGGUCGGUGUUAAGCUUCGCCCCUAAUAUUAUGUUGUUGGGCAUUCUACAUACAAUGGAGAACGAAGGAAAAGACGAUAAUAGGCUAGUAACCCUUGCCCCUUGGGCGUGUGGACUAGGCUUUACCAUGGCACUUACAGCCUGCAUUGGACAAUGGAACAUCUGGCUCUCGACCAUGGAUCUUGGACUGAAGAUGCAGAGCCAGCUCAUCAUGGUGCUAUUCGACAAAUUGUUGCGAAGUCGAGGUUUGACCCCACAGCCUCAGGACAAACAAGAGGAGGACGCAAAACCAAGCAACUCGACUGCAACAGGUCACAACAUUGUCAACUUGGUCUCAACGGAUGUGCAACAAAUCUCAAAUUGCGUGCGUGGAAUAUAUCGCGGCUACGAAGCGCUAGUUAAACUCAUCGUUGCGGGUUUCUUAAUUGAACGCUUGAUGGAUUAUCAAAGCCUUGUUGCGGGUUCUGUAUUCGCCAUGCUGCUGUUUACGACCAAUGCGUUCAUCGCAAGGUUGCAGUCUCGCAGCCAAAGCGCCUUAAUGGCUCGUAAAGAUUCUCGUAUGACUGUUGUUGCUGAAGUCAUACAAGCAGUCCGCCAGAUCAAAUUUUCCGGCUGGGAGGAUGUAUGGGAGUCAACAGUACUACAAAAGCGGAAGGUAGAGUUGGAUGCGCAAUGGAUCGUCAAUCAAUGGACCAUUGCUGCACAAGCCAUUUACACUUUUGGUCCUAUCCUAAUCUCCGUUGUGGUUAUCGCAACGCAUGUCUACAUCAGUGGGGACUUGAAAGCAUCAACUGCCUUUACCGUUUUGUCAGUGUUGAACGCAGUUGAAGGUUCACUGGGUACAAUCCCCGAAAUACAAUCUGCGUGGCUUGGCGCCUCAAUCAGCCUUAAGCGCUUACAAAGUUAUCUUUCGACAUCCGAAAGGCAGUUUUCAUCGAUUCAUAGUGAUCAAAUCAUUUUCGAGAAGGUCACCAUUCGCUGGCCUGGAGUCGCUUCAGAUGGCUUUCAACUUUCCGACCUAACGCUUCACUUUCCACCACACGCUAUAAGCGUCAUCGAAGGACCAUCGCGGUCUGGGAAAAGCCUGCUUCUCGCUGCCAUCCUAGGGGAAUGUGACAUAAUUCAUGGCACACUCGAAAAGCCUUCUUGCCUUUACGACCCACAUGUCAACACCGUGCAAUGUUGGCUGGUCGAUUUUGCUAUUGCCUACGUCGCGCAGACGCCAUGGAUCGAGAACGCAACCAUAACUGAAAACAUCCUGUUCGGGCUCCCCAUGAACUUGGAGAGAUACAACCAAGUCUUGCAAGCAUGCGCAUUGCCCAAGGAUUUGGCAAACUUUGCCGAAGGUGAUCGCACAGAAAUUGGUCCCAAGGGAGUCAAUGUGAGUGGCGGCCAGCGAUCUCGGAUUGCACUUGCACGCGCGCUCUACUCCCGUGCAAGCAUUUUGGUUAUGGAUGACAUCUACAGUGCUGUGGAUUCACACACAGCUCAACAUUUGUGUAAGUACGUACUAAAUGGUCCUCUUGUGAAAGGUCGAACCGUCAUCUUAGUCACACAUCAUCUCGGUCUGUGUGCACCAUUUGCGGAUUACGUUGUUUCUCUCGCGAGCGAUGGUACAUGUGUGGCUGCUGCUUCUGUGAAGAGACCACAGUGUGUAGAUCCAAUCGAUGUUUCGCAUGAUCAAGAGCAGGUACAUUUGGAAAUUGAAGAGCAGAUAUGGGAGACGGGUAUCACAGACAGAGAGGUCGACAUCAAUUUGUCAGAUUCAUCAACCUCGUCAUCUGUUACGAGGCACGAAGAUGUCUCAACUUCCCGCAAAUAUGUGGUCGUCGAAGACCAACGGACACAAGGUUCGCAUCACCGGGUUCUGUUGCAAUACCUAGGCCAGAUUGGAAACGCUUGGUUUGGCAUCCUGAUCUUGCUCAUCUAUGUCGUAUUUAUCGGCUUCGUAACUGGAAAGUCGUGGUGGAUUGCUCGUUGGGCUCAUCAAAACGAAAUAAACUCACGCAUGUUCAUCGCAUCUGUUGCAGACGAUGGUCUCACAUGGAACUUGAGCAUCUAUGCAGGGAUUUCGGUACUAGCUUGCGUCGCAGGUACCACGCGUUACUACCUAACACUAUCAUCGGCGAUAGGGCUUUCACGAAAAGCAUUCGCGUCACUACUACACUCCGUCCUAUAUGCACCACUAGACUUCCUUGAUCGUACCCCACCUGGCCGGAUGCAGAACCGUUUCUCGGGCGAUAUCGCUGUUCUCGACAGUCAGAUAAGCCAAAUCUUCAGUCUUGCCUUAACCAGCGCCCUAGAACUAGUCUCUAUCCUCGUUGUGGGUACGAUGGCUAGUUGGUGGAUAUUGCCAGUAUCCAUCAUCAUGCUUGUUUUAUGCGGUCACGCCUCUUACCGUGUUUACGGACUGGUUCGAAUUUUGAAGCAUCUUGACAGUAGCACCCGAAGCCCAAUAUUGGAGCGAUUCAGUUCUACCAUUGAUGGUUUACCAACAAUCCGUGCGCUUGGGGUCAAAGAAAACUAUCGCAACAAACUUGCCACUGAAAUCGAUGACAAUAUCCGCGCGCUUUGGAACCUUUGGCUUCUCAAUAGCUGGUUCGGCUAUCGGAUGGCACUUAUUGGCGCGACUUUUGCAACAGUGGCGACCUUUGCCAUCAUAUCUGUACCCAGUAUCACCGUUGCUAUGACAGGAUUUGCCCUCAGCUACCUCAUUCGCUACGCUCUUGUUGCAUCGACAUUCAUUCGAGGCUACGUCAAUCUAGAAGCGGCCUCGAUCAGCAUUGACCGAGUAUUUGAGUAUAUACAAGUUCCCAGCGAAAGGUAUGACGGCCGCAUGGUGCCUGCGGCCUGGCCGGAGCAGGGUCGCCUUGAUGUUUCUCAUCUUGUUGUGAGGUACUCACAACAUUUACCGCCGGCUUUGAAUGGUAUUAGCUUUCAGCUCUUGCCUAAUCAACGCAUUGGUGUAGUUGGGCGUACAGGCGCGGGAAAGUCGUCACUUGCCAUGGCCCUGCUCAGAUUCCUCGAAGCUGAACAAGGCAGUAUUAUGCUCGACGGUAUAGACAUCUCUACGGUGCCGCUGCGGCAGCUUCGCCAGCGGCUCGUCAUGAUUCCGCAAGAUCCUCAACUUUUCUCGGGUACAAUACGGACGAACCUAGAUCCUUACAACGAGUUUGACGAUACGGAGCUGCUGGAUGCGCUAAGAUGUGUCCAUUGGACACCCGCGAAGACCCAAAACGAGGAAGAAUUACUCCUUUCUAACGUAGACUUUCAGCCUGGCUCGUCGACGACGACUACGAGCGAUCUAAACAAUAACUCACUGGAUCACACCACAUCGCCUUUAGACCAGGAGGUCGCAGAUGGCGGCUGCAAUCUCUCAAAAGGUCAACGACAGCAGAUUUGCCUCGCGCGGGCCAUUGCAUCAAGACCUAAGGUUCUUGUCAUGGACGAAGCAACAUCGUCAAUAGAUCACCAGACUGACUCUUUGAUUCAAAAGUCUAUUCGGGAGUCCUUUGGGCGCGGCUUCACUUCCCUGCUAGUGAUAGCCCAUCGCGUUAGCACAGUAAUGGAUUUUGAUCGCAUUCUUGUUUUGGACAAAGGGCAAGUAAUAGAGUUUGGAUCACCUGAGUCUUUGAUGCAGCGAGUCGAUGGGCAUUUCUAUACGCUUGUGAAAGAUUCGAGCUAA
Molecule: messenger RNA, 5712 nt
Organism: Dothidotthia symphoricarpi CBS 119687
Lineage: Eukaryota; Fungi; Ascomycota; Dothideomycetes; Pleosporales; Dothidotthiaceae
Exons: 6
Coding region: 1-5712 (1903 amino acids)
Biological process (GO): transmembrane transport
Cellular component (GO): membrane
Molecular function (GO): ABC-type transporter activity; FAD binding; ATP binding
Source: RefSeq, a predicted model, not a curated record